GUUUCAGAUGGCCCUAAAAGACGAAAUAAAAUUUGAAAAAGAAGUUGAUCGCAUCGAAGCUGAGUUAGGCGACGAUCAUCUAGUGCGAAUGCUGCAAUACUUGACGUCAAGUUCACCAGAAGCCAGUCAGGGCUUGUUAGAUUUGCAUUCGGAGUGCCGAAACGUCAUAUCAAAGUUGCCGCCGAUGAAGAGUGAUAUGGACAGCACGAAGAAGAGGACACAGUCACAAGGAACGAUAAAUAACAGACAGCGCACAGUUCCUUUACCACCGCGACCAAGUCGAGUGAAAACGGAGAAGCCACGAAUUAUGCUGACGAAGAGGACAAAUUCAAUUCCAGCGAAUACAAAGAAGAGCAUAGCAACCUGAUCUUAUAUUAUAAACGGGCUGAAUUAACCAAGAAACCAUAUACCUAUCUGAACG
This is a messenger RNA of Cylicocyclus nassatus, 421 nucleotides long. The record is from the annotation of a GenBank genome assembly. NCBI's taxonomy places the organism in Eukaryota, Metazoa, Nematoda, Chromadorea, Rhabditida, Strongylidae.